GUAGCAAUUAUGCACGGUGCAUAAGCUUGGGCUUAUGCACCAUAACCAGACCCGAUUCGCCUCAUGAUAAAUAAGCUUAAUCUUGACAUUCCAAUCUAAGCUCAAGAAAAAUCGAAAUUUCUUUGUGAGACCCCGCCUGAACACAUUUGCUACACUGUUAUUAUUGAUUGUGUUGUGUGCACUAUAAUUGCCUAUGUCCAUCCACACCUCUAGCUUCUUAUAUCCCAACCUCCUCACCAUCGAUAAACCUUCAUAUAAUCCCAUAAUUCGUUACAACCAGUGAUUUAGAAAAAAACCACUUAUCCACUUCCCAUAGUUGGAACUUGGAAGAAAAAUAAUGCAACUUGCUAGUCCGAAGGGAAUGAGAAAGAAGAUAGUCCAGUUUUGAGUGAGAAGUGUGCAGCGGUGUAGUAUGGCGGAGAAGAGCAGGAUAUUAAUAAUCGGAGGGACGGGGUAUAUCGGUAAACAUAUAGUUGAAGCAAGCGUAAAGGCUGGACAUGAAACUUUUGCUUUGGUCAGGGACUCCACCAUGUCUGACCCCAUCAAGGCUAAGCUCCUCCACAAUUUCAGGACUAUGGGAGUUAAUUUGGUCCUUGGGGAUCUCUACGAUUAUAAGAGUUUGGUGAAAGUAAUUAAACUGGUAGAUGUGGUCAUAUCUGCUGUGAGUCACACACAAGCUGCUGAUCAGAGAUUUUUCCCUUCAGAAUUUGGGAACGACGUUGAUCGUGUCCAUGCCAUUGAGCCAGCAAAAUCUGUAUUCGCUGUAAAAGCCCAAAUUCGUCGAACGAUUGAAGCUGAAGGCAUACCCUAUACAUAUGUAUCAACCAACUCCUUUGCUGGCUACUUUGUACCCUCAUUUGUCCAACCAGGUGCCACAGGUCCACCAAGAGAGAAAGUCAUUAUCUUGGGUGAUGGCAAUAAAAAAGGUAACACUAUUAGUAUUACCCUAUACAUUUAUGCAUGGUGUGACUUACUGUCUUUAAUAUGUUCAGCGGUGUUCAACAAGGAAGAGGACAUUGGAACCUACACUAUUAGAGCCGUGGAUGAUCCAAGGACAUUGAACAAAAUUCUCUACAUCAGGCCUCCUAACAACAUUUACACAUUCAAUGAAGUUGUUGCCUUGUGGGAGAUGAAGAUUGGGAAGACCCUCCAAAAAAUCUAUGUUCUAGAGGAUGAACUUCUCAAGGAUAUUGAAGAGACACCUUUUCCAGAGAAUUUAGGAUUAGCAAUCUGUCAUUCGGUGUUUGUGAAAGGUGACCACACUAACUUUGAGAUUGAGCCUUCUUUUGGGGUUGAGGCUUCCACUUUAUACCCGGAUGUCAACUACACCACUUUGGAUGAAUCCCUUGAUCACUUCCUUUGAGAAUUACAAUCAUAAAAUUAAAUAGAAGAUAUGCACGUUAUGCUAGCUUUAGCGUUUGACUCUGCUAUCAUAAAAUAUAUUAAUGUGUUAGCCCACCAAUUUUUUUUUAAAGAUUGUCUUGUGAGUCAUGACGGUAACUCAAAAUAUUGUGUAAUAUGUCUUUCUUGCUAUAAAAUAUGUUACUAUAGUAUAUAUUGAUUAGUUGAAAAUGAUGAUACUUGAGUUUUGGUUUUCUCCUCCGUUCUAUUUUUGUUAAGAGUCUCACAUCAGUUGAGAGAUGGCCUGACUAAGUGUUUAUAUACUAGAGGCAAUCCUCACCUUACAAGCCGGUUUUGUAAGGUUGAGUUAGGCUCAAUACUCAUUUCUAAGAUGGUAUCAGAGUCUCUCCACAAUCCGUUGGGCCACCUGUUAUCAGGUUUUCGCUAUCGGGCCACCUACCGCUUAUAUCCACGCACCAAGCCCAAUAGUGCUGGGCGUGAGAGGUGUUAAGAGUCCCACAUCGGUUGAGAGAUGGCCUGACGGAACCACUUGAUGCCAGAGCCGACCCCAAAUCAGAUUAGGUGGUCACCGGUGGUGGAAAAAAAAAGACAUAUCAUGCUAUUGUAUACUUUUACUUACAACUGGUUUUAUAUCUAUAUACAUACACAAAAUUUCCACAACAAUCACUAAUUCUCAAUAGGAUUAUAUUGCUAAAAUAUUCCAUAUCAAUUGAGACUAAUCAUGGAUUCAUGAUAUGGAUAAAGAUGACAUAUAUAUUUACUAUCAUUAAGUUGGUUCUAUUCUUACCAGUUUGAUUUUAGUGUUUUCCACCAGGACAUACAUAUAUAAGAGUGAGUCAAGUACUUUUGUAUUUGACAUUUGUUUGUUGAACUUGGAUUUGUACUUUGGAUUUGGAAACAUCAUCAGUGCUAUUAGAAUCGUUGCUUAUAAAAGUAUGAUUAUGAUGAGAGUAUGACCGUGAUGGAGUUGGCAAUGGCAAUGAUACGCGUACGGUUGCAGCUGGUGCUGGGGCAAGUUCCUCUUCAAGCAUCAACUUGGCCUGUGGUGGUGGUGCUGUUCUUAUAAUAUUGUUAUUCUGCGUGUGACCGUUCAUUCUUCUCACCUUCAUUGUUUCUGUUAUAUUUCCUGCAAAAUUGAACAGAAAGAUUAAUUCAACAAAUAACCUACCGUAAGUCGGGAACAAGUAAGUUAUAUGUCUUGAAACAAGAUUGUUUACCAUUUAAAUGUAGGUCAGCUUUUGAAUUCUCGGACAAGAGAAUAAGUGUUGGUGUGAUUAUUGUAAGGAGAGCCCAGAAGGCAAAUGUUGGAAUUAUAGUUCUUUCACUCGUCAUCAUAUAUGAUAAUCUCUUGUGAAAUUAAACCAGAACAAUUUCUAUACCUCCUAUAAGUAACGUUUAAAUUUUUACAUGACAUAGGCUUUUCGCGGGUGAGGGACACGCAGAGAAGAACAAAGGCGUGGAAUGUGAUGUGAAGUUUCAGGCUUGAAGAGAUUAGUUGGCCAUGUUUAAACAUAAUUGCUAUCAAGAUCGAGAUAUAUAGUAUUAUUACAUAGAAUAAUAGCAACUGCUACACAAUUUGAGUGUUUUUUAUUAUAAUAUAAACUAGAGUCAAAGUAUUGACAACCAAACUUUUGGUUUGGUUUAUCGGUUGUUGGAAGGUUGUUAUAUAUAGACAUUGAUGAUUGAUCUGGCUUGUUGUAUAUAUACAUUAUACUAAUCUCUUAUGGUUUGUACAA
This is a messenger RNA of Trifolium pratense (red clover), 3098 nucleotides long. Its product is annotated as phenylcoumaran benzylic ether reductase Betv6-like. The transcript is spliced from 4 exons. The record is from RefSeq and is a predicted model, not a curated record. Lineage: Eukaryota; Viridiplantae; Streptophyta; Magnoliopsida; Fabales; Fabaceae. The coding region runs from base 413 to 1363 and encodes 316 amino acids. Gene Ontology annotation, molecular function: oxidoreductase activity.